Octodon degus (degu) is the source of this 3424-nucleotide messenger RNA. It is a transcript of the gene Msh3, whose product is annotated as mutS homolog 3. Gene Ontology annotation, molecular function: mismatched DNA binding; ATP binding; ATP-dependent DNA damage sensor activity. The transcript has 21 exons. The coding region runs from base 1 to 2943 and encodes 980 amino acids. NCBI's taxonomy places the organism in Eukaryota, Metazoa, Chordata, Mammalia, Rodentia, Octodontidae. The record is from RefSeq and is a predicted model, not a curated record. Gene Ontology annotation, cellular component: nucleus. Gene Ontology annotation, biological process: mismatch repair; somatic recombination of immunoglobulin gene segments; mitotic recombination.
AUGCAGGCUGCAAAAACUGACAGAAGGAAAAGACCUGCGGAGACAGCUGCACCUCCUAAGAAGAAAGUGAGGAAGAAAGCCCAGGAACAGGAAGGUGGAGGGAGCCUGGCACUGUCUGGCGAUCCUGAGCGAAAACGCUGUCUGAGGACCAGAAUUGCUUCACAGUCUCUGGAAAAACUGAAGGAAUUCUGCAGUGGUUCUGCCUUCCCUCAGAAUAGAGCCCAGCCUGAACCUCGUCAGGGGAGAUUCGAAGUUCUGCCCAAAUGUACUGAUUUUGAGGACAUCACUCUUCAGCGUGCAAAGAAUGCCUCUUGUUCUGAAGCUUCCAAAUCUCAAAGUAACCAGAAGCACAGCGAACUUGAGCUGUCACCUGGGAGUCCUGAUGCUAAGGUGACCAGCAGGCGCUCCAAGAGUGUCUACACACCGCUGGAGCUGCAGUACAUGGAGGUGAAGCGGCAGCACCCGGAUGCGAUUUUGUGUGUGGAAUGCGGGUACAAGUACAGGUUCUUUGGGGAGGACGCAGAGAUUGCGGCCAGGGAGCUGAACAUCUACUGCCACCUGGACCACAGCUUCAUGACGGCCAGCAUCCCCACACACAGGCUCUUCGUGCACGUGCGCCGCCUCGUGGCAAAGGGCUACAAGGUGGGGGUUGUGAAGCAGAUGGAAACGGCGGCUCUGAAGGCAGCUGGUGACAGCAGAGGCUCUGUGUUUGCUCGGAAGUUGACUGCUCUGUACACGAAGUCCACACUCAUCGGGGAAGAUGUGAACCCGCUCGUCAGGCUGGAUGACGCCACCAGUGUGGAUGAGACGAUGGCUGAUACUUCCACUGGGUGUCUCUUGUGUGUCUGUGAAGACCUGGAAGGCGUCAAGGACAAGAAAAAGGGCAGCGCUUUCAUUGGCCUUGUGGCUGUGCAGCCUGCCACCGGGGAGGUGCUGCUGGACUGCUUUCGGGACAUGGAGCCCCGCCAGGAGCUGGAGACGCGGCUGUGCAGCCUGCAGCCUGCUGAGCUGCUGCUCCCCAGGCGCCUGUCGGAGCCCACGGAGGCACUCGUGCGCCGAGCUGCCGCAGCGGGUGUCCGGGAUGACAGGAUUCGAGUAGAGAGGAUGGAUAAUGUUUGUUUUGAACACAGCCUUGCUUUCCAGGCAGUCACAGAGUUUUAUGCAAAGGACCCAGUGGACAUCAGAGGGUCUCACAGUUUUUCUGGCAUCAUCAAUUUGGAGAAACCUGUGAUUUGCUGUUUGGCUGCCAUAAUAAGAUACCUCAAGGAGUUUAACUUGGAAAAGAUACUCUCUAUGCCUGAGAAUUUUAAACAGCUGUCAAGUGAAAUGGAGUUCAUGACAAUGAACGGAACGGCACUGAGGAACCUGGAAAUCCUGCAGAAUCAGACUGACGGGAAGAAAAAAGGAAGUUUACUGUGGGUGUUAGACCACACAAAAACUGCGUUUGGAAGACGGAAGCUUAAGAAGUGGGUGACACAGCCGCUCCUUAAAUUAAGCGAGAUCAACGCCCGGCUGGAUGCCGUCUCCGAAGUGCUGCACUCAGAGCCCAGUGUGUUCAACCAGCUAGAAAGCCAGCUGCAGAAGCUGCCUGACCUCGAGCGCGGACUUGGCAGCAUUUACCACAAGAAAUGUUCCACCCAGGAGUUCUUCUUGAUCGUCAAAACCCUCCAUCACCUGAAGUCCGAGUUACAGGCGCUGACACCCGCAGUGAAUUCUCAUGUACAGUCACAUUUGCUCCAGACAUGUAUUUUAGAGGUCCCCGAGCUCCUCAGUCCAGUGGAAUACUACUUAAAGACGCUAAAUGAAGCGGCUGCCAAGAUUGGGGAUAAAACGGAAUUAUUCAAAGACCUUUCCAACUUCCCUUUAAUAAAAAAGAGGAAAGAUGAAAUUCAAGAAGUUACUGUCAAGAUCCAAACACAUUUGCAAGAAAUACGAAAAAUACUAAAAAACCCUUCAGCGCAGUACGUGACAGUUUCAGGACAGGAGUUCAUGAUUGAGGUGAAGAACUCCGCAGUGUCCUGUAUACCCGCCGACUGGGUUAAGCAUUAUUGCAGUGACUUCAUUUCUUUCUGCAGGCCAACUCUGAAAGAAGAAAGGAAAAUCCUGAUAAAAAACGGGAGGCACCCCGUGAUUGAUGUGCUGCUGGGCGAGCACGAGCAGUAUGUCCCCAACAGCACCAGUCUGUCAGAGGACUCAGAGAGAGUCAUGAUCGUCACUGGCCCCAACAUGGGUGGGAAGAGCUCCUACAUCAAGCAGGUGGCCCUGAUCACGCUCAUGGCCCAGGUGGGCUCCUAUGUUCCUGCAGAGGAGGCGACCAUUGGCAUCGUGGAUGGCAUUUACACCAGGAUGGGCGCUGCGGACAAUAUCUACCAAGGGCGGAGCACCUUUAUGGAGGAGCUGACGGACACCGCCGAGAUCAUCCGGAAGGCGAGCCCGCGGUCCUUAGUGGUCCUGGAUGAGCUGGGGCGAGGGACGAGCACGCACGACGGCAUCGCCAUCGCCUACGCCACCCUGGAGUACUUCAUCAGAGACGUGCAGUCCUUGACCCUGUUCGUCACCCACUACCCGCCUGUGUGCGAGCUGGAAAGGAGCUACCCGGGCCAGGUGGGGAAUCACCACAUGGGCUUCCUGGUGAGCGAAGACGAGGGCCAGGCGGACCCAGGCAAAGAGGAAGUUCCUGAUUUUGUUACUUUUCUCUAUCAAAUAACCAGAGGAAUUGCAGCGAGGAGUUACGGCCUAAAUGUGGCUAGGCUAGCAGAUGUUCCCGGAGAAAUCCUGAAGAAAGCAGCUCUCAAGUCCAAAGAGCUGGAAGGAUUAGUAAACAUGAAAAGGAAAAGGCUAAAGUCUUUCAUGAAGUUGUGGACGACACAGAGCGCAGAAGACCUGCGAGAGUGGAUGGAUGAGUGGGGGGUGGAAGAGCCACAGACGUCUCCGCCCGACUGACACGCGGACUGCACUGGGAAGAAACGCCUGCGCGCGAGAGUGUUGUAUGGGCCUGCUGGAUCCUUUGGGAAGCGCUUUCUUCCUUUUGUGAAGAAACAAUACUCAGGUUCCUUCCCUGCCGCCUGUCAUAGAUCCAGGCUCCCACAGUGACAGGAAGCCCUGUGGACAGCGGGUCUCACACAUAGAAGCCUUUUCCAUAGAGUCCUAAGCGUGGUGCACACACCCUUGACAGUGAUGCGGAAUUGAAUUUCUGUCCCACGUGCACAAGGUGAAUGCUGAAAGCCACCCGUGUAUUCAUCGUGUGCAUAAGGAUGUCUGAUGAAAACACAAUUAUGAAAGUUUUAGAAGCCAGAGCCCAGUGCCCAGGAGGAAGGUCCUAUGAAAUGUAGAGUUAAAACACUCAUAGUUUUAAACAGCUUAGAUUCUGUCGAAUGGAAUGAUUUUGGCAUUCUUUACAGUAAUAAAUAUUUAAUGCACGCUU